Exserohilum turcica Et28A is the source of this 861-nucleotide messenger RNA. RefSeq lists its product as uncharacterized. The coding region runs from base 1 to 861 and encodes 286 amino acids. Lineage: Eukaryota; Fungi; Ascomycota; Dothideomycetes; Pleosporales; Pleosporaceae. The record is from RefSeq and is a predicted model, not a curated record. The transcript has 3 exons.
AUGGCGCUCACUGCACCAACCAUGGAAGUCUUUAUGGACAAGACAGAAUCGUUCGAUAACCACGUUACCGAACAGGUACGACUGGAAGACCAACAUGAGACCAUUAUGCACGCAAUGGGAGGGAAAGCUGUCUAUGCUCCUAUCGAUCUCACUCAGCCCGGUCUGCGUAUUCUAGACUCAGCGUGUGCCAACGGCCGUUGGAUCAAGGACAUGCAGGCUUCCUUUCCCUUCAACCACGAGUAUGUUGGCACAGACGUUGUAGACUCUCUCUACCCUGUUCCAGCACCAGCGGGUGUGCAUUUCCAAAACCAAUCCAUCAAGGAGGCCUUCCCAGAACAAUGGAAGGGCACUUUCAAUCUCGUUCACCAACGCCUCGUCAUGGCCGCCGCCGCUCCCGAAAAAGCUCCCCUCUUCGUUGUGGAGAACCUGGCCAGUAUGCUCAAGGCGGACGGCUGGUUGCAAAUGGUUGAAGUCAUCACAACGCCUCUGUCUGAGAACCCGGCCUCAAAAAACCAGUACAUCGACAUGCUCGACACAUUGUACGCUAAUCUCUACGGCAACAGCGACCUCAACAAGCCUAACCUCAUGUCGCGGCUUCCACAAGCCAUGAAAGAUGCCGGCUUGCGCAACGUGCAGCAGACCGAAGUGCUGGUGAAAUACGGAGCCGCCGUUUCCGACCCUGCCGUUCGUGAGAAGAGCCUGAGAACCGCAGUGGCAGGUGUCCCUUAUUUCCUAUCUGUGCUAAAAGCCAUACCAGGUGUAUUCAAGGACGAGUGGAAUGACCUUGAGACUCGACUGUACAAGGAUCUAGCCGAGCAAGGUGGAUACAUGAAGUAUAUUGUCUGCUGGGGCCAAAAGUAG